Messenger RNA from Cricetulus griseus (Chinese hamster), 1370 nucleotides. The record is from RefSeq and is a predicted model, not a curated record. Lineage: Eukaryota; Metazoa; Chordata; Mammalia; Rodentia; Cricetidae.
UGUGUAGGGCACUCCCAAGCGCGGGCUGAAGGAAGGAUGGGGUGGGAAGAGAGCGAUUAUGCUAGUCUGAUUUUAUUUCCCGAAGCUAACGAAAUGGGAAACUCCCCGUGAGUCACUCUAAGACGUCCCCUUGCCCAUCUGAGCUUCCAUCAGGCAAAGUGAAUAGAGCAUCUGAGACGAUACAUCAGGCUCCUAUGUAAGGAAAAGAUUGUGAUCGUUCGCUAUGGCAUAUGGCUUGCCAAGAAGAAACACAGUGCAAACCAUUUUGAAGGGCAGCUGUUAUAAAAUACAGGAACCAUGGGACCUUGCAGAGCUCACUAAGAUCUGGUACACAAACUUAAUGAAAAUCAGGUUGCCAUUCUUGGGAGAAAUUGCAUUUGGUAGUCCCAUAAAGCUUGUAACACGCAAAACCUUCAAGGAUGAACUGCAGCCUUCAUUAGAAUGUAUCAAACUGGAAAAAGAAUUUGAAAUGAAACGCCUAACCACGCUGAAGAAUCAGGAGCAGGCUUGUGAGGAGAUUCAGGUUGCACUAAGGCAAACGAGAGUCGGUUUGAGAAGACCACUUCAACCCAAGUGACCUAUUGUGUUGUUGAAUCUGAACCUGUUUCUGGCAACCACAGGGAUGGAGGUCUUUCUUUCAUGCUGUUGAGUAGACAAGUGAUGCCUAUGAGUGACUGGCCAAUGUUUCUCGACAUGGCUUGGUGGACACUGACGGAACUCCUGGGUUCCUGCCACACUCUUGUUCUUUGUGUCACUUUACAGCAGCCCUCCCUGUAAGUAGAUGAAAACUCACCUGGAGUUGAGUAGUUUUGUGUCUUUCAUUUCAUGCUUAUAAGAUGUCAUGGAGAACAGUCCUCGUGAGAGGCAGCAUUCUGAAGAAACAUUGGGACUGUGCAUCUUUGAGAUCCCAAGGAGAGUUCUCAGAAAGGUGGUGAGAGAGAAGUUCUCUUAAAAAGGAGAAACUGCACAUUUUCGUCUGGUUAAGAAAAUGGUAGAUUACAUUUCAGUAACUCCACAGCUGUCACUCUUUGGUAAAGUGUCACUUACUAUUCUCAUGCGGCACUUUAUUUUUUAAUGCUUGAUCAUGUGGCCCUUUAAAGAGAGACUUACUCUGUUUUUGUUCUCCUGAAAAAAAAUUGUCAAGUCACUUUCCUUCCAGCUAAUGUUCUUUCUACAAUGGACCUGGAGCAGGUGCAGUGCGUGCUCGUGAAAGGGACGUGAAGGGACAAAGAAGGCCUUAUUGUGAGGAAAACUCAUAUUUGCAGAGUGGCUGGGGAAUGAGGAAUUAACUGGAAAGAACUGAAUUUGUAUGAACCAAGUUUUCUAGAAUUUGCAUACAAUAAAGCGUAUUUGGAUAAUGUUAUAUUUAA